Messenger RNA from Tribolium madens (black flour beetle), 2946 nucleotides. Its product is annotated as WD repeat-containing protein 36. Bases 247 to 2928 code for a protein of 893 amino acids. The record is from RefSeq and is a predicted model, not a curated record. The transcript has 3 exons. Lineage: Eukaryota; Metazoa; Arthropoda; Insecta; Coleoptera; Tenebrionidae. Gene Ontology annotation, cellular component: small-subunit processome; Pwp2p-containing subcomplex of 90S preribosome. Gene Ontology annotation, biological process: rRNA processing. Gene Ontology annotation, molecular function: protein binding.
UAAAGUCAAUCAUAAUUUUCUUGAAAAUUGCCUUGUUAACAUUUUUAACCGCUAGAUUUUUUUAAUUCAUACAAUCGGCUUAUCCAAACACAAAGUAACAAGUUUACAUUUUACGAAAUUAUGAAAAUCUAAUUAUGUUCGUUGUUUGUUUGGUUGGCACUUCCUAACUCUGACUUUGCUUCACCUAACCUACAAAAUCCACGUGUGUUGUGUUUACUGAUUUGAAUUUACGCAUACAGACAAAAGAUGCCUAAAGGGAGCAAAAUAUUCUUACCCUGUCGCAGCCUGGGAUAUAUAAGCAACCACAUACCGCUUCAGGUCCGUUACAUAAAGAGUCGCAAAGAAAAUUUAAUAGUAACAUGUGUGGGAAAAUCUUUUCAUACAUACGGAAUAACUCACUUUAGCCUAUUAAGUGUUGGUGGUUUACAUCCCGAAGACAUAACUGCAAUGACUGCUGACGCUUUCCAUGUAUAUACAGCGUGCAACAAUGAAAUUUAUGCAUGGAGAAGAGGCACUGAGUUGAAACAUGUAUAUAGAGGCCACAAGAAACCAGUUCAGUUAAUGAUGCCUUUUGGGGUUCACUUGAUUUCAGUUGAUGAAAGCAGUAGUGUUAAAGUAUGGGAUAUUAAAGAUGAAAGUGUUUUUCUUGAACUCACAUUUAGUAACAAGACAUUUCAUAUUACCACAAUUUGCCAUCCCAGUACUUACAUUAAUAAGAUUUUGUUGGGAAGUGAACAGGGAGAAAUGCAGUUAUGGAAUGUAAAUAAUUUGAAGAUGAUUUAUUCAUUUAAGAGAUGGAAAAGCCCUAUUACUUGCUUAGAACAAGCGCCAGCAAUUGAUGUUGUUGCAGUUGGUCUAGCUUCCGGUAAAAUCGUAUUACACAAUUUAAAAUACGAUGAAACAAUAAUGGAAUUUAUGCAAGACUGGGGUGUCGUCACUUCGAUAUCAUUUAGAACCGAUGGUAGUCCAAUAAUGGCAACAGGAAGUGUGAUUGGCCAUAUAGUAUUUUGGGAUUUGGAAGAAAGACGCGUCGCGUGUCAAUUACUUUCCGCUCAUAACGGCAGCGUCACAGGGAUGGUUUGUCUUCCAAACGAACCAUUAAUCCUAACUUCAUCUCCAGACAAUACUUUAAAGUUAUGGAUUUUUGACAUGUCAGAUGGUGGUGCUAGACUCCUAAGAAUAAGAGAAGGCCAUUCAUCACCACCCUCGUAUAUCCGAUUUCAUGGUGCUAAUGGACACAACAUUUUAAGUUCCGCUGGAGAUUCAACACUCAGAAUAUUUAAUACACAAACGGAACAAUUCAACAAAAGUUUAGGAAAAGCCUCUUACAAUAGGAAAGCGUCAAAGAAGCGCGGGAGAACUGCAGAAGAUCCCUUAGUAAUGCCACCAAUCAUCCAAUUUACUUCCGAAAUUACCAGAGAGAAAGAAUGGGACAAUAUCGCCGCUGUACACUUGGGAAUACCCAUGGUCACCACUUGGUCCUACGAUAAAGUGAAGAUGGGAGAAUUAAAGCUGCUUCCAGAGAGGUUUCACAAGAAAAAAUUGGUUUCUAGUGGGUUUCAAGACGUUGCUGCGACAAGUUUGUGCUUGACGCAUUGUGGAAAUUUUGUUCUUAUUGGGUACAGCACCGGACAUAUUGACAGGUUUAACAUGCAGUCGGGCAUUUGGCGCGAUAAUUACGGUACCCCAAAAGCACACGAUUCAUCUGUCAGAGGAAUAGCAACCGAUCCUUUAAAUCAAGUGACAAUAAGUGGUAGCAGUGAUUGUAAAAUAAAAUUUUGGAAGUUUAAAAACAAAGGAGCCAAUCCAUUGACUGUCUUAGCAUUAGAAGAACCGAUCAGUUUCUUUCGAUCGCAUUCAGAAAGCUCAAUGUUGGCAGUUGCCCUUGAAGACUUUGAUGUUUACAUAGUAGAUAUUGAUACAAGACGAAUUGUACGAAAAUUCGUGGGACACACGGCUCAAAUAACCGACGCAACGUUUAGCCCUGAUUCCCGUUGGUUGGUGACAUCAUCAAUGGAUUGUUCCAUACGCACUUGGGACAUACCUUCGUGUCAUUUAGUGGACGAAUUUAGUACAGAGGUCGCAUGCGUUUCGUUGGAUAUUUCGCCAACCGGAGAAGUUCUGGCUACGGCCCAUGUCGACUAUUUAGGGAUUUUCCUGUGGACAAAUCGAACUAUGUACUCAAAAAUAUCUCUGAAAGCUUUGACACCAAGCGUUGAGCCGCCAUUGGUGGCUUUCCCUGAGUGUCUCAGAGAGCACCACGAAGAGGAAAGUGACGUAGAAGAAUCUGAUGAACUAGAAUUUAUAUCGCCUGAACAAAUUAGCAACGAUUUGGUAACUUUAUCGGGAUUUGCCGCAUCAAGGUGGCAGAAUUUGUUGAAUUUGGAUGUAAUCAAGAAGAGGAAUAAGCCCAAAUCCCCACCUAAGGCACCUAAAGCAGCACCGUUUUUCUUACCGACAGUUUCAUCAUUGAAUUUCCAAUUCGAUUUGUCAAAGCUUGAGUCUGAAAGCAGUAGUAAAAUAUUGACGCCAGCGACUUUAUUGAAUUUAACCGAAUUUGGGAAAUUAUUGGAUAAAACGCGACAAGACGACGAUUUCAGUCACGUUAUUGAAAAGUUAAAGUCAUUUGGUCCGUCUAUGAUUGAUUUUGAAAUAAAGUCUUUGGCUCCUGAAGGUGGAGGCUCAAUUGAAGUCAUGUUACAGUUUCUGAAGAGUAUUGAAUUUAUAUUGAAAUCCAACAAAGACUUUGAAUUAGCGGAAGCGUACCUUGGUGUCUUUUUAAAAUCACAUGGAACAGUUAUUGCAACUGAAGAGACGUUGAGGAAUUAUUUAACCAAUAUUCAAAGUUGUCACAAUGUUGUAUGGAAUAGAUUGCAAGAUAAAUUGUUAUAUAAUAUUUGUGUUGUUCAGAACUUAAAAUUGAUGUAAAUAAAAAUAAGAAAAUUA